AAUUGCUGCAAUUUUUUUAACCCUAAAUCCAUUGCUCCAGGCAGUGUUCAGAGAAAAUAUGAGAAUCGCCAAUCUGCAAGCGAUAGAGGGGUUUCCUCAGCGGACAAGAGGAUGAGAGGCGCGCCGGUUUUACUCGGCGACAAGAGGAAUCGCCGAUCUGCAAGCGACACUUCUGAUGGCGGCCAAGGAGAGAUCGAGGCAGAUUCAAAGCCGGUAGGGAUCUUAGAAGAGGGCGUCGCUGCAAUCUCAGAGAAAAUUGGAAUUUCCUCCACGUUAUCGACUCAGCAGGCCAACUACAGAGAAGCAACUGACAAACUGAAGGUUCAAGUGUUCAACGACGGGAAAAAUCGACCUUUUCUCUGGUCCAAGUUGAGCGACGGACUCCGAAACAGAGCGUAAGGCUUUCUUCUCCACGUUAUCAUUUAGGUUAACUUAAAACUUAAGACGGCUUCAUCUCAGGUUUCACGCUCAUGACCAGGCUUGUGCUUCCGAAAUCCAUUUUUGGACUCCGAAUCAGCGGCUCUAGAGAUCCAAUCAGCCACAGGGGACAUAGCUUUACUCAGUGGUGGACAAUACGCAUUGGAAUCUUCAUAUACGAAUGUAAAAUACUUCCACCAAAUGGAGCGGGCGGAGCCCAUGCCAGUCGAGCUAAAGAGGAUGAGAAUGGGAAGGAAGAGGCGAUAAGCUCCUCUGCAGAUCCUUUUGUUCCAUCCAAGUCUCCCUCUCCUCCGCCUAUUUCCACUCCAGCUGCUUGAUUAGCUACAACUGCUUAAUCAUUAACUCCUUGACAUGAAGAAGUAAGGCAGAAUUUGGGUUUAGCCCCUGUAUUCAAAGGUUAUAAGUUGAAUAUAUAAAGAGCAAGAUGAUGAGGUUGAGGAAGAAGAAUCUCUCUAAAUUAAUGUUUUCUUGAAGCUAGCUUUUGGAUCUAUCUUGUUAAAUCAUAAUGUUUUAGUAACUCUUGUUAGUUCCAGUUUACAUAUUAUUCAUGGGGAUAUUGUAGAUUAGAUUAAACAAAUUAUUUAAGUAGUUACUACAUUCACUUAUUAAAAGAAAAUUUAUUUUGAUAUUGUGUGAUGUAAUUUAAAGGAUGUGUUGCUUUUGUGAGUUAUUUAUAAUAAACUUUAGUGUAUAUUGACAUUUAAAGAAGUAUAUGAAAUUUGGCAUAAAAUAAAAUUGUUGCCACAUAAUGUAUGUUGUC
Molecule: messenger RNA, 1198 nt
Organism: Cuscuta epithymum
Lineage: Eukaryota; Viridiplantae; Streptophyta; Magnoliopsida; Solanales; Convolvulaceae
Source: the annotation of a GenBank genome assembly